CAAACCACCCAAAAAACCAGGAAAAAAACAUAUACAAACUCACAAGUUCACAACUCUCUUAUGAUUCACCAAUCACCAUUGCUAGUUCUCUGCUCUCUCUCCCAUGGAAACCAUUAUAUCUUCUCCUUCGGUCUCUCCUCUCUUCAACCCAAAACCCUCUUCUUUCCAACCCAAUUCAAAGUCCCUCUACCUCACAAAACCCAUCAUCAGUUCAAGCCUCAAAAAGCACUCUGUCCAAUCCAUUAAAACAUCUUUGCCGACAAUACCCACAAGCUGGGUUUCUCAUGCUCAACAAGGACUAGCUGCUCUUGCACUUUCUUUAGCACUAAGCUUUUCCCCAGUCUUGACUAGUGGCAAUGCACUAGCUUCUGAAUUUGAUGUGAUCAAUGAGGGGCCACCCAAAGGCUCCUAUGUUGUUGAUGAUGCAGGGGUGCUUAGCAGGGUGACCAAAUCCGAUGUGAAACGAUUGUUACAAGACUUGGAAGAUAGGAAGAACUUCCGCAUCAACUUCAUCACUGUCAGAAAGCUCACUAGCAAAGCUGAUGCUUUUGAGUAUGCUGACCAAGUUUUGGAGAAAUGGUACCCUUCAGUUGAGGAGGGUAACAACAAGGGUAUUGUUGUCCUUAUCACCAGUCAAAAAGAAGGAGCAAUCACAGGUGGACCUGCAUUCAUUCAAGCAGUGGGAGAAGCUGUCCUUGAUGCAACUGUAUCAGAGAACCUUCCUGUCUUAGCUACAGAGGAGAAGUACAAUGAAGCUAUUUACAGUAGCGCAAAACGGAUAGUCGCUGCCAUUGAUGGGCUUCCAGAUCCUGGUGGACCAAAGGUUAACGAAAACAAGCGUGAAUCCAACUUCAAAACCAAGGAAGAGACGGAAGAGAAAAGAGGACAAUUCUCUCUUGUAGUUGGAGGAUUGUUAGUAAUUGCCUUUGUUGUUCCCAUGGCACAAUACUAUGCUUAUGUCUCAAGGAAGUAAGGUGUAAUCAUCCACGGUUGGAAUCGUCUUUGAUUAUUUGUCAUAAGUUUCACAAGAACAUGUAUAACAUGCUGUUAUACAAAUGGUCAUAUUCAAGCGGUUGAUGAAACUUGCAAACAGAAGAUGACAGAUUUUUUGUCAAUAAUUGUAAAGUAUGUAAUGGAAUUAAGUUCUACUUCGGAGUUC
Fragaria vesca subsp. vesca is the source of this 1159-nucleotide messenger RNA. Its product is annotated as UPF0603 protein At1g54780, chloroplastic-like. NCBI's taxonomy places the organism in Eukaryota, Viridiplantae, Streptophyta, Magnoliopsida, Rosales, Rosaceae. The transcript is spliced from 3 exons. The record is from RefSeq and is a predicted model, not a curated record. The coding region runs from base 104 to 973 and encodes 289 amino acids.